GCUGUGCCGCGCGUUGAGUUCUGAACUGUCGGGUCCUUCUACUUCUAUUGUGUAGUUAUUGUAUGAAUAUUUAAUAGGUGUUAUAACUAGUUCGCGGCCGAUAACUCCUGUAACGUGUGAUAGGUGCAUUUAUACCGUGGUUCAAGUUCAGUGUCAAUGCUUGGAUAGAGGAUACCUGCAGACUAUACCGCAACAAAGGACUCAGAUGCGCACUGUGGAAACUGGAGAAGCUCAGAAUAACUCGGACAAAACUUCAUUGUUGUUCGUCAGUGAACAUAGUUUAAGAACUGAAUUGGUGUGGUGUGUUUUAUGUGGUAACUAGUUUGAAGGUGAUUGGAGAGUGAUUUGUGUUCAAACGAAUUGAGGAAAAAGUAACAUAACACAACAACAACAAAAAAACAAGAACAAUGAGUUCCGAAAUUGACAAUCCUGCGAUUGAGCACCGGGCUAAGCCACCUCUGCCGGGUGAUGAGAUCGUCAUUUCCGGUAUUGCUGGACGGUUCCCAAAUUCAGACAGUGUGAAGGAAUUCGGUUACAAUUUGUAUAACAAAAUCGAUAUGGUUGACGAUCUGGAAACUCGCUGGCGCCACAGUAAUGUGGAGAUUCCGCGUCGGAUGGGAAAGGUCAAUAACCUGGAGAAGUUCGACGCUACGUUCUUCGGUGUGCACUUUAAACAGGCUCAUACCAUGGAUCCGCAAUGCCGUAUACUGGUGGAGCAUGCCUACGAAGCCGUCAUUGACGCUGGUGUGAAUCCGAAAACAGUCCGUGGUUCACGAACUGGAGUGUUUGUUGGUGCCUGUUUUGCUGAGUCGGAGAAAACUUGGUUCUACGAAAAGAUAUCUUCGGGUGGUUUCGGUAUUACCGGUUGCUCCAGGGCAAUGAUGGCAAAUCGGAUAUCCUAUACCAUGGGUUUGAACGGGCCGUCGUUUCUGUUAGACACUGCUUGCAGUAGCUCCAUGUAUGCGUUAGAUUGCGCAUUCAAUGCUAUUCGUAAUGGAGAAUGCGAUGCUGCCAUCGUGGGUGGAUCGAAUUUGUUGCUUCAUCCAUACGUUACGUUGCAGUUUGCUCGUCUGGGUGUCCUGGCUGCGGAUGGCUAUUGUCGACCGUUCGACAAGGAUGCUUCCGGUUAUACUCGAUCAGAAGCCAUCUCUGUGGUGUAUCUGCAGAAAGCGCGUGACGCCAAACGCAUCUACGCUAAUCUUGUUUAUUCCAAGACAAAUUGCGAUGGCUUCAAGGAGGAAGGUAUAACUUAUCCGUCAGGGUUGAUGCAACGUCGAUUACUCACGGAAUUCUACCAAGAAAUCGGUAUUGAUCCUUCAACCGUCGACUAUGUUGAAGCCCAUAGCACCGGUACUGUAGUGGGCGAUCCCGAGGAAUGUGCAGGAUUGGACAAAAUUUUCUGCACCGGACGUAAGAAGCCAUUACCCGUUGGAUCAGUAAAGUCAAACAUUGGUCAUUCGGAAUCUAGCUCUGGCAUUUGCUCAAUCGCUAAAAGUGUGUUGGCAUUUGAAAAUUUGAUGAUUCCACCCAACAUUAACUUCACCGAUCUCCGAAAGGAUAUUCCUUCGCUAGUUGAAGGAAGGUUGUUUGUCGUCUCUGAACCAAUACCGUUGGAAGGUCCGUUGAUAGCUGUGAACUCGUUUGGUUUCGGUGGAGCCAAUGCUCAUGCAUUACUCAAAGGUAACACAAAGGAGAAAGUUAACGGUGGCGUUCCAGACGAUAAUCUUCCAAGACUGAUUACCUGGUCUGGCAGAACUGAGGAAGCUAUCGAUGCAAUUCUAACCGAUAUGAGCAACCGUCAUUUAGAUGCAGAAUAUGUGGCACUCUUGCAUAAUGUUCAAAGCGAGUCAAUCCCCGGCAAUGUAUUUAGAGGCUAUGGAGUAUAUGCUAAGAACGAAACCGAAAAUGCCAUUUGUUUGGGACGGGAUUGUCAGCACUACACUGGUUUGAAACGACCCCUAGUCUGGGUGUUCAGCGGAAUGGGAUCGCAGUGGACAGAGAUGGGUAGUUCCUUGAUAGAUAUACCGAUCUUCCGAAAUUCCAUCGAAAACUGUCAUCGCAUUCUGGAAAAGAGAGGUCUUAAUUUGAUGGAAAUUUUGACAUCGAAAGAGUGUAAAUACGAAAAUAUUCUACAUUCAUUUGUUGGAAUCGCAGCGGUACAGAUCGGCAUCGUAGACGUGCUUCGGUCAUUAGAUAUUGAACCUGACUAUGUCAUCGGACAUUCGGUUGGAGAGUUGGGAUGUGCAUAUGCAGACAACUGUUUCACGGCCGAACAGAUGAUUCUUUCGGCCUAUUCUCGUGGUAUGGCGAGUUUGGAAACUAAAACUGUAUUCGGUUCAAUGGCCGCCGUUGGGUUGGGUUAUCGUAAGAUUCGAACAAUGCUGCCAUCGGGUAUUGAGGUCGCCUGUCACAACGGGCCGGAUUCGUGUACAAUUUCUGGUCCGAAACAAAAUGUAGAAUCCUUUGUAAAGGAGCUUACGGGCAAGGGUAUCUUUGCGAAAGAGGUUCCAUGCUCCAACAUACCGUACCAUAGUAAAUACAUUGCCGAAAUGGGACCACGUCUUUUGGCACGUUUGAAUGAAGUGAUUCCCGAACCAAAGAAGCGUUCAUCCAAGUGGUUGAGCUCUUCCGUACCCAAAAUUCGUUGGGAUCAAACCGAGAGUCAAUAUUCAUCGGCUCACUACCACACGAACAAUCUGUUAAGUUCAGUUUUGUUCGAGGAAACCUCGGCACUGCUUCCAAACAACGCAAUGACCAUCGAAAUCGCUCCGCAUGGUCUCCUGCAGGCUAUUCUGAAGAAAUCAAUGCCAAAUGCGGUUCAUAUUGGUUUGACCAAACGUGGCAAUAGAGAUAAUGUUCAAUAUUUGUUUAACGCUCUUGGAAAAUUGUACGUUAACGGCUUGGACAUUCCAGUAUCGCGACUAUACCCACAAGUGCAAUUUCCAGUAUCCCGUGGAACACCGAUGAUCUCGCACUUGGUUCGAUGGGAUCACAGUGAGGACUGGUUUGUGACGAAAUUCGAAAUGCAGAAGUCCUCCAAGAGUGGUGAGCGUCGUGUGAAGAUUAAACUUAGUGAUCAGGACUACAGUUACAUCUCUGGCCACGUAAUCGACGGUCGUGUACUGUUCCCAGCAACUGCAUAUUUACAUCUAGCUUGGGAAACACUGGCUAUGGUUCGGGGACCAAUGUAUUUCGAUUUAGAAGUCGAGUUUGAAGAUGUAAAGUUUUUGCGGGCGACUUCAAUUGCCAAGGACCAGGAAAUCGAGUUUACCGUGAUGCUGCAACCGGGAACCGGCCGAUUCGAGAUUACCGAAGGAUCCGCAGCAGUGGUGACUGGUUAUGUCAAACACGUUGAAAAUAUUCAGCUCUCCCAAAUUCCGGAUCCACCAGAGAGCGAUUACCCCAUUCUUCAAGCACGCGAUUUCUACAAGGAACUGCGUCUCCGAGGAUAUCACUAUAACGGAGCGUUCCGAUCGGUGAAAGAAGCACGCGCCGAUGCUCGCUGCGGAAAAGUUAACUGGGAAUUAAACUGGGUGUCCUUUUUGGAUUGUCUACUACAAUGUUGCAUCGUGGGCAAGGAUAGCCGUUCACUUAUGAUUCCAACAGGAUUGGAGCGCAUGCGAAUCGAUCCCAAAAUGCAUCUGGCCAUCGCCAAUACAAUGGAUGAAGGCCAGCAAGUUUUCGACUUCAAGUACUCGGAAGUGCUCAACACAAUACGUUGUGGAGGUAUCGAAAUCAUUGGUCUGCAAGCUAGCACCGUUGGACGUAGGAAGCCCCCUGGCUAUCCCGUGCUAGAAUCUUAUCAGUUUAUCUCGCACAUUCCCGCUCCGAAGAUGUCUAAAUCUGAUGCUGUACGAGUGUGCGUUCAGUUGGCUCUCGAGAAUAUUCCGGUUCCGAAGGUUAAGGCCGUUGAAGUAGACUUCCACAAUGACACACCGAUAACUCCUCUCUUUGCUGAAGCUUUGGGGGACCUUCCGCUUGUAACAGCCGAUCUUAUGUUCCUCUCACAGCAGCAAAUAUCGUUGCCCACAGUGCACGUCGAGGAUGGCAAGCUCUCAACACAGUCGAACUGCCUUUUCCUGGUUUCAGUUCACUGCUUAAGUCGUCCAGAAUUGAUCGAGGAAGCGGCUAGCAGUCUGCACGAUAGCGGAUUCAUCCUUUCACGGGAGGCACCAAACCUAGCUUCAGAUAGCAUUGUGGCUCCAGCGGGAUAUCAACUUAUAGCAGUUAUCCCAGUUGAAAACGAAACGUACGUACUUUUGCAACGUAUCAAACGCAAGUACCUGGGAAGCCCCACCAUCAUUAGUCUUCCAGCUAACGAUGAACAAUAUCAAUGGAUCUCCAAACUUAGAGAAGCCAUGAAACAGGGAUCGGUUAUCGUAGUGUCUCAAGGGGAUCGCACUUCGGGAAUUAUUGGUCUAGUGAACUGUAUUCGCAAAGAACCGGACGGUGGAAUGGUUAGUUGUGUUUUUAUCGAUGACCCGAAAGCCCCGUCCUUUGAACUUGAUAACCCGAUCUAUAAGGUUCAUUUAAAGCUAGGCCUCGCUAUUAACAUCUACCGAAAUGGUCGGUGGGGAACGUAUCGCCAUCUUCAGCUAGUGCAGCCAGCAGUUACCAAACCUAGACGUGAUCAUUGCUAUGCUAAUGCUUUAACCAAAGGUGAUUUAUCAUCUAUGACAUGGUUAAGCGGACCGUUUAACCAGCGUAGACCGAAAGGAGAACUGGUACGAGUUAGCUACAGCUCAUUGAACUUCCGCGAUGUGAUGUUUGCUGCCGGUAAACUGUCAGCUGAUUUUGCCAAUCUAACCCGUAUCGAACAGCAGUGUGAACUUGGGUUUGAGUUUUCUGGAAUGGGCGAAAGUGGACGUCGUAUAAUGGGUAUGGUUACCACUGGUGCUAUGGCAACUCACGUGGAAUGUGAUGAUACCUUGACCUGGACUGUUCCGGAUAAGUGGACACUUGAAGAAGCGGCAACCGUACCUGUGGUUUACACCACCGUUUAUUGUGCUCUGUUCAUUAAUGCGCAUAUUCAAAAAGGUCAAUCUAUUCUUAUUCAUGCUGGAAGUGGUGGCGUCGGACUGGCAGCAAUUCGUGUAUGCUUUGCAUAUGGUCUAAAAGUAUACACCACGGUUGGCAGUCAAGCUAAACGAGAUUUCUUGUUGCAAACAUUCCCGAAACUUCAGGCAGAGGACAUAGGCAACUCGCGUGACACAUCCUUCGAAAAAAUGAUUAUGUACCGCACGAACGGAAAGGGGGUUGACUAUGUAUUGAACUCCCUAUCGGAGGAUAAACUUCAUGCUUCCUUGCGGUGCUUGGGUAAGUAUGGAAAGUUUUUGGAAAUCGGCAAAUAUGAUAUGGCAAAUGAUACCAAGCUUGGUCUGAACCGCUUCCUGCGAGCAUUGUCGUUCACCGCAGUACUGGUCGAUUUCCUUUUCACUGCUCCACCAGAAGAAAAGAUGGUUUUGAAGAAUAUGCUAGACAAAGAUAUUAAAUCCGGAAUCAUUGUACCACUGAAAAGUAACGUAUUUCCGGCUAGCGAAAUUGAGAAUGCUUUCCGGUUCUUGGCUAGCGGCAAACAUGUUGGAAAGGUUCUGCUGAAAAUUCGUGAAAAUCCGAACGAUGAUCAUUCGCUUCCAAUCGACUACCUCCCUCGAAUGUACUGCAAUCCAGAUCAUUCCUAUGUAGUUGUCGGAGGUUUGGGAGGGUUCGGUUUAGAACUUGCAGAUUGGUUAGUACUUCGAGGAUGCCGUAAGCUUGUAAUGAGCUCGAGUAAGGGUGUCUCCAAACCAUAUCAGGCAUAUAGAAUCAAAAUUUGGGAACAAUAUGGAGUAAAUAUUGUUGUAAACACCGAAAACAUUGCGACCAGAAAGGGAUGUGAAGCAUUGUUGUUAGCUGCUACCAAAUUGGGUCCCGUAGGUGGCAUCUACAAUCUAGCUGUUCAACUACGUGAUAGUAUUUUCGAGAACCAAACGGUGGACAAGUUUGCGGAAUGCAUGGGACCAAAGGCAUUGGCUACCAAAUACUUGGAUGAACUAAGCCGUAAAAUGUGUCCUCGCUUGGAAUACUUUAUCGUUUUCUCUAGUGUGUCCUGUGGACGUGGAAAUGGUGGUCAAAGUAAUUACGGUAUGGCAAAUUCUGUGAUGGAGCGACUCAUUGAGCAUCGUCAUGCCAACGGUCUUCCAGCCAAGGCUAUUCAGUGGGGAGCUGUUGGUGAAGUUGGUUUAGUAGCUGACAUGCAAGAGGAUAAGUUAGAUAUGGAAAUUGGAGGAACCCUCCAGCAACGCAUAUCUUCUUGUCUUCAAGAGCUAGACCCUCUACUGACGACACCGGAUCCUAUAGUCGCUAGUAUGGUUGUCGCCGAGAAACGCAUUCGAACUAGCGGAAAAGAUAACAUAAUCGAAUCAGUGAUGAACAUCAUGAGUAUUCGUGACAUAAAAUCGGUAUCGAUGGAUACUACGCUAUCGGAACUGGGUAUGGAUUCGUUAAUGGCCGUAGAGAUCAAGCAGACAUUGGAACGCGAGUACGAGUUAUUCCUUACACCUCAAGACCUUCGUUCGCUGACGUUCAUGAAGCUACAAGAGCUAACGGAAGCCAAGGCAAGUUCCGACGAGAACGUGAAACUAAAACUCGCCAACGAGAAAACACCAACCGGAGUUGCUAUGCUGCUGCGUAAUCUGGGCGAUGAAUUUAACAGUGAACACACGAUUUUACGAUUACAAUCUGAGAACGACUCAAAGAAAUAUAACGCCUGCGUCCUGUUGACACCCGGAAUCGAGGGAGUCGCUGGUAAUGCCUGGCACAACAUCGCUAGCCAACUAACUUUGCCAACUUUCAUUACUCAAUUGACGAAGACUAUCAACAUGACCAGCAUAGCAGAAAUAAGCGAAUUUCUAGCUAAUGAUGUAAUCGAGAACGUAUUCAAAGGGGCCGAACAUUUCUAUCUAGUCGGAUACUCGUUCGGUGCUUUUGUUACGUUGGAAUUAGCUCGGUUAUUGGAGGAAACCGGUAAACGUGGACAAAUUCUACUGAUUGAUGGAGCACCUAAGUUUCUUCAUAAACUGGCGGUUGAUCAAAUGUCAGAUAACUGGACGGAAGAAUCCAUUCAAAUCGUGUUGAUCGCCGGUAUUUUAAACACAAUAUUCCCCGAUGAAACCACUGAUGUACUACCAAUUAUAACCGAGUGUACUACAUUUGAAUCUCGCAUCGAUAAGUUACUGGAACUAGCAAAAGACCAGAACAUCUACUCUGAGGAAUAUCUGCGAAUGAUGACUAAGGCAUUAUUUAACCGUAUCAAGAUCACCCUGUUGACCGAUGUCAAUAAAAUCCAGCCUUUGGAGUCACCAAUUACGUUGGUUCGCCCUACCGAAGUAUCAGUUGUCGAUAUUGAGGAAGAUUACGGCCUAUCUGAGUAUACUAAAUCCAAUGUAAGCUUGAAAUUCCUGGAAGGUAAUCAUAUUACUAUGCUAGAGAACCCGAAAUUGACCCAAAUUAUAACCGAGUCUGAUCCAGUGCUGGAAUCGGAUCGUUUCUUCCAAAAGUAUCUACAGAGUAACGUUAUAGCUGAGUAGUUAACUCUAUUCUGCUCUCUACUUUCCACGAUUCGAUUGAACAUCACCUUAACAGAAAUGGCACCCGAAGAAAUAUUUUAUUUGAUAAUUUUAUUUAAUACACGUACAUAACAGGCACCUAAACCACAGUUCUUAUUAACAAAAAACUAUUUAUUUUCUCAAUAAAAAUUAAUUCGUCAUAA
Molecule: messenger RNA, 7750 nt
Organism: Malaya genurostris
Lineage: Eukaryota; Metazoa; Arthropoda; Insecta; Diptera; Culicidae
Gene: FASN3
Product: fatty acid synthase
Exons: 5
Coding region: 408-7568 (2386 amino acids)
Biological process (GO): fatty acid biosynthetic process
Molecular function (GO): fatty acid synthase activity; phosphopantetheine binding; oxidoreductase activity
Source: RefSeq, a predicted model, not a curated record